Didymodactylos carnosus is the source of this 1065-nucleotide messenger RNA. The record is from the annotation of a GenBank genome assembly. NCBI's taxonomy places the organism in Eukaryota, Metazoa, Rotifera, Eurotatoria, Philodinida, Philodinidae.
AUGUGUGAAACAAUGAAUCUCAACGAUUUACAAGAAACAUCACUAAGUCUUGCUCAAAAAUGGAUUAAAUAUGCCGUAGAUAUAUUGAAUUCUAGUAAAUGUACGCACUAUUUUAUUGAUGAAUUCAAUAUUUUUGAACCAUAUACGCCUGAAACUUUGGAAAAAGCUAAACAAAUUCUUCUUAAUGAAGUAAAACUCGAUGAAAUAAUCGAAACACACAUGUAUACGGCUCAAAAUCAACAACCACUGUUUGAUACAUUCAAAUUAAAUAAACAAAAUUAUAUAAAUGAUCUGAAAGUAAAAGACGUUUUACCUCCGAUCAACGAUUAUCGUACACUGAAAGAAGAUUGGAUUGGUCUAUUCACGGAGAUUAAAAAUCAAGAUAAAGAGUUAAGCGAAGCACUUGAUAUCUUAUCUGUCUUAAGACGGUUUGAUGCGGAAAAAAUGGAAGAUUGGAAAACAUUUCGAGAAUUAUUGUUGAAUAACAAUGACUCUUCCGAAUAUGCUGAACCUAUUUGGAACGACAAUGUUGUACAAAACGAAAAUCCCAUAGUAUUUUGUUCAGUGUUGAGCAUGAUCGGUACAGUCUUACAUUUGAUACAACAGAAUAUCGAUGAUUCAUCAGAUUUUCUUACACAAAAUGUCCAAAAAGAUGAUGUUGAUGUUAAAAAAGAUUCAACAUGCAUUCAUUGUACACGACAUCCAGUAAGAGCAACAAAAACAGUUCAACUUCUCCGAUCAAGUGGAGAUUAUUUACCAUGGCCACAAAUGACAUUUAGCAAAUACCAUUAUGACACAUUCUUACAACGAACACAUUCAAUACUUGCUGGUGAAGAAAAUGUUGUACCAGGCCAGCAAUUACCAUCAGGAGCAACGAAACGCUGUUUAAAAUGUAAAUUACCAUAUAUAUUUUCGUCCAAAGCUGAUGAAGACCGCCAUAUGGUGUGGGUACAUCGGUCAGACGUAUUAUCAAUUAAAAAACGAAAACAUUCAUCGUCUUCGAAAUCAAAGUCUGAAUCAAAACAACGAAAUACUAGAAAACGUGAGCUUUCUCCUGAAUGUUAG